AUGGAUGUCAUAAAAUCGCAGCAAAUAUCGGCACGUCCAAUCGACAAGGUGGUGGUGCAUCCGCUAGUGCUGCUGAGCAUAGUCGACCACUACAACCGAGUUGCACGCGACACCAAGAAGCGCGUUGUUGGUGUUCUUCUCGGAACUUCCUUCAAGGGCACCGUUGACGUCACCAACAGCUAUGCUGUGCCUUUCGAAGAAGAGGACAAAGACACAAACAUCUGGUUUCUUGACCACAACUACCAUGAAUCAAUGUUUUCCAUGUUCAGAAGAAUAAAUGCCAAGGAGCACGUAAUUGGUUGGUACAGCUCCGGUCCAAAACUGCGGGAGAAUGACCUAAAUAUCCAUGCACUUUUCCAUGACUAUGUUCCCACUCCUGUGUUGGUGAUUAUAGAUGUCCAGCCAAAAGAGCUUGGAAUACCUACUAAAGCCUAUUAUGCCGUCGAGGAGGUUAAAGAGAAUGCAACUCAGAAAAGCCAGAAGGUAUUUGUGCACGUUCCUUCAGAAAUUGCUGCUCAUGAAGUUGAAGAAAUAGGAGUUGAACACUUGCUGCGGGAUGUGAAGGAUACAACAAUCAGUACACUAGCAACAGAGGUGAGUGGAAAGCUUACAGCUUUGAAGGGAUUGGAUGCACGAUUGAAAGAAAUACGCAGUUAUCUUGACCUUGUUAUUGAAGGAAAACUUCCGUUGAACCACGAGAUUCUAUACCAUCUACAGGAUGUGUUCAAUCUACUACCAAAUCUCAACGUCUCUGAACUAAUUAAAUCUUUUGCAGUGAAAACCAAUGAUAUGAUGUUGGUCAUAUAUCUUUCAUCCCUUAUCCGCAGUGUGAUUGCUCUCCAUAACUUGAUCAACAACAAGAUGCUUAACAAAGAACACGAAAAGGCAGAAGACGCAAAGCCAGUUGCUGUGUCGACUGCUGCUGGAAGCUAA
Molecule: messenger RNA, 933 nt
Organism: Fraxinus pennsylvanica
Lineage: Eukaryota; Viridiplantae; Streptophyta; Magnoliopsida; Lamiales; Oleaceae
Source: the annotation of a GenBank genome assembly